Messenger RNA from Knipowitschia caucasica, 510 nucleotides. The record is from the annotation of a GenBank genome assembly. Lineage: Eukaryota; Metazoa; Chordata; Actinopteri; Gobiiformes; Gobiidae.
AUGGGCGGAGCAGAGAGAGAGAGAGGAGACUCAAAAGCACAGGGAGUUUUCAGGCUGCUGCAGACUGAACUUCAGCUCCACCACCACCACACACAUCCAAAGCUCCCCGGCCACUCCUACCACCGCCACCCCCCACUACCCCCCACUCCAUCCGCGGCAGCUCUGGACACGCACGGCACCGCCAGACCUUCUGCGUGCGGCAGCAGACCACGAGGAACGAGCCGCACGAAACCCGCGGAGGGCCCCGCGGAGCAGCCCGCAGAAAGAGCCCGCAGAGGAGGAGAGCAGGAGAUAUGCGAACCACAGCAGGUGCAGGGACGCAGAGGAGGAGCAGACCAGUGCAGGGACCAGACCACAAGCAGCCAGACGGAGGACGCCAGGGUCGCGCCGAGUAGCGUGAGUAGACGAAAACGAUUCCUCCAGACGAUUCUCUGCGAGGCUUCGAGAAGUGCAGGCUUCGAGAAGUGCAGGCUUCGAGAAGGCAGAGAGUGGGAGUUUCUCCGCUUUUAA